AUGGGGCUGGUGCGGUGCCUGGCAGCUGCCUUCCUCCUCCUCCUCCUCCCAGACCCACUGCCGUUUUCGGUGUGCAGCCCUCGGGUAGCGUAUACCCCUGCAAACACCGCAUGUGCCGACUGUUUGCUGGCAGGUUUGAGCACUGGCCAACGGGUGGUGACUGUUCAGAAGGGGCCCCUCUACCGCGUGAGGGGGUCCCACGUCACGCUGUGGUGCAAGGUGAGCGGCUACCAGGGCCCGGCAGAGCAGAACUUCCAGUGGUCCAUCUACUUGCCCUCGGCCCCUGAGCGAGAGGUGCAGAUCGUCAGCACCGUCGACCCCUCCUUCCCCUACGCCAUCUACACCCAGCGCGUGCGCAGCCGGGGGAUCUACGUGGAGCGGGUGCAGGGGGACGCCGUCCUGCUGCACAUCACGGAGCUGCAGGACCGGGACGCUGGGGAGUACGAGUGCCACACGCCCAAUACCGACGAGAGGUACUUUGGGAGUUACAGCGCCAAGAUGAACCUCUCAGUGAUCGCAGACACCCUCUCGGCUUCCAUGGUGCCCCAGGUCCUCACCCCCGCUGAAGGGGACGUGGUAGAGCUCGCCUGCGAGGUGUCCAAGUCCACCGCCCAGCACACGCAUCUCUCUGUUGGCUGGUACCAUCUUCAGGGAGCAGGAGAGAGCCGUGCCGAGGAGGUCCUCACCCUCUCCAAGGACUUCGUCUUGAGGCCGGGGCCCUCAUACAUGCAGAGAUUUCUGGCGGGGGACGUGCGGCUGAACAAGGUUGGGAACACCACAUACAAGCUCUUCAUUGGGGGAGCCAAGCUGUCUGACCGGGGUCAGCUGUACUGUGAGGCGGCCGAGUGGAUUGAGGAUCCCGAUGAGACGUGGAAGGACAUCUCCCGCAAGGAAACAGGGAGGACGUCGCUGGUGGUCAUGAGCCAGGGCAGAGACCUCUCUGUGGACAUCGCUGCUGCUGAAACCUCCCUUUCUGAAGGUGAUACCUUGCAGCUAAAUUGCAUGGUGGGAGCCCAGAAGAGCAGCAGCAGGCACUUCCAAGUGCUUUGGCUCCUCAACGGCGUAGGAGUGGCCAGGGUUGACCCCCGUGGGGUAUUGAUUUGGGAGGAAGAAUAUGAGGAGAGAGCCAAGCUGGGGCAGCUCCGAGCAUUCAAGCAAAGCAACAUGGUUUAUGUCCUCACCGUCUACGAGGUGGGGCUGAAGGACAACGGAACGUACCACUGCUCUGUUUCGGAGGUGAAGACUCCUGGAGACUUUCACGCCAUCCAAACCAAUCUGUCAUCAGGCAUCCAAGUCGAUGUGAAGCCGAUAGAGAGCCGCAUGCGCCUGUCCGUGUCCACCAGCACACCGCAGGUCAUGGCAGGAGAUGCCUUGAUCCUCCUUUGCAAGGUGCAAGGAGUGACCAGCCCCGUGUCCGUGCAGUGGUGGCACCUGCCACCGCGGCACCCGGGUCCCCGGGUGCCAGUGGCCACCAUGGAGCAGGACGGAACCCUCAGCCUGGGCAGCACCUACCGGGACGGCGGGACUCGGGGGAGCCUCCGGCUGGAGAAAGCGAGCUCUGGCACUUUCACCCUGGUGAUCCCCAACACGCUGGACGAGGGCGACGGCGGGCGGUAUGGGUGCGAAGCGACGGAGUGGUCCCGAGGCCAGAGCUGGACAGAGGAGGGGGAGACAGCAGUGACAGUCAGCUCCAUGGGUGAGUUGGGCCACCCCUAUUUCUGGGCUUUCAAGCUGGACAUGCUGGAGGCAAGGCUAGAGAAGCGGGUGGACACAUGUCUCGGUCUGCACGCCACACUGAGAAGCCGAAUUGCCACCGUCACAUAUGGGCAGAGUUUUGAACUCGUCUGCCAAGUGAGCGCCAGCUACACCCUCGAGGAGGUGCCGAUGUCUGUGGCGUGGCUUUUCCAGACCAGCCCACCCACCGGCCACUACCAUGAGCUGCCGGUGACCACCGCCAGGUCCAAUGCCGUGGGGAUAAAGGUGGUUCUGCCAGAAAGCAGGCUUCAGGUAUCUACGAAAGAGAGCUCUGUGGAGAUUGCCGGCGGUGCUGACACAGCCAUUGAGUGCAGGAUCGUGUUUGCCCAGAAUAAUUCCCAGUUUUCCAUUACCUGGUACCUCCUACCUCCUUCUCCGGCAAAUGCAACGCCCCUGAAAAUCGUAAGGCUCAACUACAGCAGCAUACUGGAAUACGGGGCUGAGUUCAGCUCUCCUGCACAGAAGUCCCGGUUCCUGAGCCAGAGGGUGUCCAGCAAUGUUUUCUGGCUGCGGAUACUCUCUGCGAACCCCAGGGACCAGGGCAGGUACUACUGUGUGGUAGAGGAAUGGCGCUGGCUGGGGGACAGCUGGUACAAACUUGGAGAAGGAGCUUCGGGAAGGACCACGCUGGAGUUCAAGCUCCCAGAGCGCGAACUGCACCUGGAGAAAACCAACAGCAGCGUCUUGGCGAGGGAGGGUGAGGAGGUGACACUGCACUGCCUGCUGCGGGGUGCCCGCCCGCCCGCCGCCUGCCUUUCGGCCACCUGGUUUCGGGGGGAGGAGAGUGGCCGCCCUAGGCCCCUGCUCACCCUCCACCGCGAUGGUGCCAUCGAGUACCCCCGGGAGAGCCAGGAUACCUCCCUAGUACUACAGAGGCAUUCAUGUAGUGGAGACUUCGCCCUGUUUUCCUACGGGAGAGUAAAUGCUGCUUCCGUGUAUAUGGAUGGGGCGCAGAGCUUCAGAGAGUCAACUGUUUUUUCUAGGAUCUGCUCAUCUCCACCACUGCUGAACUUCAUCUUAUACUUACCGCUGGUUCUGAUCCUUCUCCUGGCCCUUGCUGGCUUCUGCUGGUACUUCAGAUUAAGAAAAAGCAAAAAGGGCGAUGUCACAGGAGACCAGCUGAUGGAACUGCAUGGGGCUGAAGAGGUCAAGCAAACCUAG
Messenger RNA from Fulmarus glacialis (Northern fulmar), 2916 nucleotides. RefSeq names its product CD101 molecule (gene CD101). NCBI's taxonomy places the organism in Eukaryota, Metazoa, Chordata, Aves, Procellariiformes, Procellariidae. The transcript has 11 exons. The coding region runs from base 1 to 2916 and encodes 971 amino acids. The record is from RefSeq and is a predicted model, not a curated record.